AUGAAUGACAUUGAUAGCUCGUUCAGAGAGCAGCAAAAGCUGGAAGAUGCUGUCACCUUCAAGGCGAUGAUCAUUCAGCUAUGUAUUAAUUUAUUCUUCACCGUAUCAGUCCUGAUUCUAUUCAGUUGGUUGAGGCCGAGACACGCCUUUAUAUACGCACCCAAGACAAAAUUGUCUAAAUCAGAUCUAAGAAGGCCUGAAAGACUGGGCCCAGGAUGGUUUGAUUGGAUAAAGCCUGUGUUCAAAAUCAAGGAUGAUGCUCUGCUGCAAAACAUUGGAUUUGAUGGAUUUGUAUUCAUCUACUUUACAAGGAUGCUUCGACAACUGAUCAUUGUGUUGACUAUCAUAUCUAUGUUUGUGUUUGUUCCAGUCAAUAUUUUAGCAACAUACAAUACCGGUGAUUGGCCACCAGCCCCCGGUUUAGACUUUAUGUCAAUUUCAGCAAUGAAUUAUCAGUACGGAAAAGAGAGCAAAAAGACAAAUACGCUGUGGUAUUGGUCGCCCACGGUUGCAACUUGGCUUUUUUCGGCCAUAGUCGUCUUGCAGCUAUGCAGAUCGUCCGAGCUCUUCCUUCGAUUUUGUCGAAAGUACUACACACAGCAGGAAGCCAAAGUAAAAACACAGCUUUCAUCCAUGUCAGCGACGGAAUUAUUACAACAUCAAAAGGACGACUUGAUACAUAGAACACUACUCGUUCAUUUCAGCUCUUUGUCAAAAGCGCCGCCUCGAAGAUCCAGCAGUAAUGUGAUCUAUACCCCCAAUGUGGAAAUGAAAAAGGCUGUCGAAGCUACUUCAAAAUUGCCUUGUCAGCAGGUGCUUACUGGGAAAUACAACACUCGGCUUUAUUUGCUUGUCAAUGACUACAAUCGUAUCAUUAAAUCCCUGGAGCGAGUGAUGAACAGAUAUAUGUCUUUGGUCAAACAGGAGCAAUUCAAACAUAAGAAUCUCGAUUCAGAAGAAUUGGCAAUGGCAAUCUCUAAAUUGAAGAGACCCACGAUUCGACUCAACUGGAGAUCAAGAAAGACCGAUGCAAUCAACUAUUAUACUGAACGUGCUCUCUCAUUAGGCACAGCCAUCAAACGAAGCAGAUCCAGAUUACAAAACUGCAACUAUGGAUGGGCUGUGUAUCCCAGUGUAUCGGCAGCACACAAAGCAUUCAUCUCUAUGCAAGAAAACAUGGCGCGACAACACAAGGUUGGAGCAACUGUAGAUACACGGCAAUGUGUCAGAUUACGACUAGCCCCACAACCUGAAGAUAUUAUUUGGCCCAAUAUGAACAUUGAACGACACACUGCAGAGCUAAAGCGAUGGUUUGGAUACGGUCUCUUCUUUUCUAUCCUCUUUGUGUGGGGAAUUCCUAUUGCUUUGUUGGCUGUCAGUUCGAAUUUGAUCAACUUCAUUCGAUUGUUCAAGGAAUCCAACAAAAUUAUCAAAAAUAAUCAGCUGCUUAUGGGGUUGAUCCAAUCCUAUCUCACACCACUGUUGAUGGUUCUUUUCCAUGUGGGAUUAUCUGAACUGCUUGGACUAGUAUCUCGACAGCAAGCAUACAAAACCAACACAGUAGUCGAACAAAAGAUUAUAUGGAAGUUCUACAUGUUCUUUGUAGUCAACAAUCUGAUGGUAUUUACGCUCGUCAACAUUAUGCUGGGCAUUGUAGGUCAGAUUACUGCAUUGACCUUGGUUGGAACUCUGCAUAGCAAAAGCUUUUCGGAUUACAUUGUGCAAAUCGCAAAGAACAUGUCUGACGUGUCUUCAUUUUGGAUCAACUAUGUCUGUCUGCGUUCUGUUGGUGUUGUAUUUGAUUUGCUCCAAGUGGCGCCGUUGUUCUUUAUUGUUUUGUUACCGAAUCGUUAUGCGGGAAGCUACAGAUACACGCCUCGUCAGUUGGACAAUCUGAUAGGAUCUCCUCCUCCUUUCCAGUACGCUAAAAAUUAUGGACUCAUUAUCUCUUUUUUCACUGCUGCUCUGGUUUACUCGGUUAUUGCUCCUAUUGUACUGCCGUUUGCUUUGGUCUAUUUUGGACUAGCCACUACUACCUUCAAAUACAAGCUGAUGUAUAUUUACGUUACGAAAACCGAAACGUACGGAAGAAUAUGGCCCCUGUUAUAUCGUAUCGUCAUGCUUUCUCUGAUUGUAUUCCAAGCUAUGAUGAUCUUGAUAUUAAGCUUGAAGGCUGGUAUGGAUCAGAUAUACAUACUUAUUCCGCUACCUUUUAUCACGUUUAUCAUCAAUCUGUUGUAUUUAAAGCGUCUCAAAAGGAACGAAAAGCCCAAGACCUGGGUGGAUCUGAAUGCCAGCGUGGAUGGGCCAUCAAACACAGAACAGUCAUCGCCAGAUGAGGGUGUCGAACUUUAUGUAAUGGCAUCGCAGAACAGUACAAACGCGACUCCAGAAAGUAUGAUUGACCGUGAUGCCCAGCUUAUCAGCAGUAUUUAUCUGGACCCUUGUAUACAUGAACCGUUAUGGAAGCCAAUGAUCUACGAUGAUAUCAAACAAAUUAUUCCCCUGGUAUACAAAGAUCAUCCACAACAAGAACGCAUCACCCAAACUCUUUACAGCUUUGAAGAUAACCUUCAAAGUAUGGAUACUACUACACUGCAAACACCAACCUCAGAAACUGCAACUUCAACUACGAACUUAAUAUCAAUACAGGAUGUUCAAGUCUGCGAAAAGCAGCUUCAAGUGCAGAAUCAGGAAUACCAUCCACAACCUCCACCAUCCAUUAACCCAGACAUCCCAUUUUAUUUUCAAGAAAGUGAAGACUUGGGUGUUGGCAGUAGCUCCAGCAACUAUUAUGUUACUAAUCACCUUCACCCAUUCACAGAUGAAAUGAAUACAAUAACACCUACUGCACCUACGUUAGAAGAGAUGUUGAAAAACGACCAUGUCGAUAGCAUAAUGGAUAUGGAUGUAUCUUCUCCCUCGCCCUCGUCUCCUGUAUAUAUACCCACUGCACCACCCACCUAUGCUGAUGUUGUUUUGCCUCGUGUAAAUGUUAUCAAAACCGUAACAAGACAAAAACAACCAAGAAGACAUUCUACUUGA
Mucor velutinosus is the source of this 3045-nucleotide messenger RNA. RefSeq lists its product as uncharacterized. Lineage: Eukaryota; Fungi; Mucoromycota; Mucoromycetes; Mucorales; Mucoraceae. The transcript has 4 exons. The record is from RefSeq and is a predicted model, not a curated record. The coding region runs from base 1 to 3045 and encodes 1014 amino acids. Gene Ontology annotation, molecular function: calcium-activated cation channel activity. Gene Ontology annotation, cellular component: plasma membrane.